AUGCCUGCAAUGGGAACAAUUUUCUUCACAUUGAUAGUUGUUUUAUUGAUGGGUAUUCCUUGUAUGCAAUGUCGAAAGUAUGCUUGCGAUGAUUACUGCAGCAUUGCCGUAUCAUCAUCCAAAGAUGUUAGAAACCUAAAAAUAAAAAGCAGCCUGCCCUCAAUUCAUGUUCUAUUUUUAUCCUUGUUAGAUGUUUAUAAUAGAACACUUUUUCAACCUGAAGAUCAUACAGUAUUUGCUUGGGUUCGAUUAGAUUUUGGACCAUCAUUAAUGACUAUUCCGGUCGAUCUCUUCAUCCUAUCUUCAGUAUUACCUCUAUUUUUUGAAGAUAGCAUGAACGUGACAAUUGAUCAAUUUCCAAUGGGAUGCUAUCGCAAUAUAACCAAUAAAGCUCAACGUGAUCUAUGCACUUUUACCGCCCUUAAGCAGUUUGCUAAUAUCCAAUCAAGUUGUGUUGGCAAAACCUGCGGUACAAUAUGCAAACGAUUAAUUAAUAUCUCUACUCCACUCGAUGAUAUUACAUUUGCAUGCUGUCGAAUCCUUAGUAAUAAUGAAACCUGCGAUAUUCCUUAUAGCAUAUCACCAUUUCUAGUUGCCUUCCGUUAUGUGUCCAUUUUUUUGAGCGUUAUUUUUGCUGCUGGUGCCAUAAAAUGGUUUAUUCAUGAUAUACCCAAUGUUCAUUGGUGA
Messenger RNA from Trichoplax adhaerens, 687 nucleotides. RefSeq lists its product as uncharacterized. Bases 1 to 687 code for a protein of 228 amino acids. The transcript has a single exon. NCBI's taxonomy places the organism in Eukaryota, Metazoa, Placozoa, Uniplacotomia, Trichoplacea, Trichoplacidae. The record is from RefSeq and is a predicted model, not a curated record.